GUUAUUAUAGUCAACUCUGGUAACUCGCCCUUAGAUUGAUAUUCUUCAAUUAAAAAAGACCUAAAAAGUAGUUCAAGGCGGUAAAAUCAUGUUACUUGUCUGCUAGAAGUAUUUCUUAACGAAAGCACUGUGUAACAGAAAUCCCGAUCUCUUGAAAUCCCCUGGAUGUGUGCAACAAGGAAAAUACGUACAUAAUGAGUGUGUUUGGUUACCUUCAGAAGAGGGCUACGGAGGCCACUCACACGAGGAAGGACUCACUACAUUUGUCACCCCGCUACACCGUAAUGUUCUUUCACGGGUCUGUCAACUCAUCUCUUUCUUUUUCGUCAUUCAUUCCAUCCAUCCAUUCCUUUUUGUUUCGAUGGAUGUGGUGGGCGUUGUUAUUAUUCAUGUUUGAUUUUCAUGGCUUAAUCACAGCUCUACAAAGCACUAGGAUUAUUAUUUACUAUCUCCGAAGAAUUGAAAGCUCAUAAAAAGUUGAGGCCAAGAAAUCAAGUUCCAUUCGAUGUAGGAAGCAAGAACUUCAUAUCAACCUUCAAGGCAAAGAGGAAUUAACAGCGAAUUGAAACAAUACGGACUUCGAUCAAGGUUGAGUCCAGCGAGAAGCUUCUCUUCAAUUUGACUUGUUGAAUGAAUGCAACUGGAUAUAAGUGGUAUAUUAGGAAAGGAAAUGAAAAUAAAUAAAUAAAUGAAAUGAAAUGAAUACCAUUAGAGAAAGGAAAAAAAGAACUAAAAUCAAAAAACGUAAACACACAUACGCAUACACACAACCACAUAUAUACACAAUGAGAUACUGAUUAUAACAAUAUGUACAGGAGAGAGAGAGAGAGAGAGAGAGAGAGAGAGAGAGAGAAGGACGAUUACACUGAGAAAAGGAGAUACAAAAGGGGGGAAAAGUCGAAGAAAUAGAAAUGUAUAACAAAGAAUAGAAUUGAGGAAAAGGGAGAAUGGAUCAAAGGAAUGAAAGAAAAAGAAACAAUAAAUGAAGGAAGAAAUUAUAAUGACAAUAAGACAGGCACACACAAGAUAGAAUAGAAUAGAAUAGAAUAGAUAGAUAUGGAUAGACAGAUAGUGGUGAUGAUGGUAAAGGAAGAAGCAGGGAAAUAAAAGACAAGUUACAGAGUCGCUUGAUUGAAACAGAUCAGAUGAAAAGAAAGACUGACAUAAGUAAAUGGACUUUAAGAAAGAGAACAGCUGAAUGAAAAUUUUGAGGAUUGGAUCAUGAUAGUAAAACAGGAAUCAUUGAAGCUUAGGUCUCCGAAAUGUAGGAGGGAAAAAUUUAGUGAAGUGAGAAAUGAAAAUGAGACGAGAAAGAAAGAAUAAGAGAAAGAGAAAUGAGAGUGAAAGAAGAAAACAGCACAAGUCAAUAAAAGAGGAAGAAAAAAGAAAAAAACUAAAUGGGACACGAAAAUUGAAAAACAAAACUGAGAGACCCAGUAUUGAAAGUAGAAACAAGAGAAGCAGCGAAACAUUAGAUUUUAAAAAAUGAAAUGAAAUAACUGCCAGCGAAGUAAGUAAUGAGCGAAUGGAAAUGAGAAGGCAGGGGAAACAAAGGGGAGGAAGUAAUUGGGAAGAGAAAGAAAGAUAGAAAUACUGAUAGAGAGGGAGUAAUGAAAGAGAGCAAGGGAAAUGAUGAUAAAAAGUGAUAACGAGUGAAUAGGAGAAUAAAGUAGAGAGAGAGAGAGAGAGAGUGAGAGGCAGACAGCCAGAAUGGCCGAAAAGAGACGUAUGUUAGAGAAAGAGAAAGAAAAACCAGAGAAAUGAGAGUAAGUUAAAGAGAGAAAAGAAGAUAAAUUAAAGAGGGGAUACACCUAAAGAGAAAUAUGAACAUGAGAGACAAAAAGGAAAGAAGAAUGAAAGAAGAAUUACAGAACACAAUAGAAAAGAGCGCUUCAAUUACGAAGAAAAAGAAUAAGAUUAAUAGAGAAGUUGGAGGGAAAGAACAACAAAGAGGGCCAGAAAGAGAGAGAGUAAAAUACAUUUAAAAAAAAAUCAAUCAGCUUUAAGAUAGGAAAGAUGAUUAGUGAUAGAAGUGAUGAAUAAAGAAACAAAGUGUGAGACGGAUCAAAAUGUGAGGAGUGUAUAUGUAUCCACAACCUACGACCCACCCGUAGUAAGAUUGAACAGCCUCUGCAAUUUAGUCAUAAGAGAACCAAUACUCUUCACUUAACUUUCGUUUUCUAACUAUCUCUCUUUUUAUGUUUGUGGGUGAGGAGAGAGAGAGAAAGAAAGAAAGUGAGAGAGAGAGCUUCAUAUUCUUUACUGUCUCCCCCACUCCCCCAAAAAAGAGAAAACAAAAAUUAAAAAUAUAUCGAGAGAAAGGAAAGAGUUAGAUAGUCUUCAAAAUUUAAGAAUGCACUAUUAUUAUUGUUGCAAUUAUUGAAAGAGAUGUCAAUAUCAAAACAAAAAUCACACCAAAAUAAUAACAUCAGUGUUGAUAGCUAAACUAUAACAUCAAUAACUACAAUAAUAACAACGAAAUGCCAACUAGCUAAAGAGAGAGAGAGAGAAGGGGCUGUUGAGUGUGAGGGAGGCUGGGUGAGUGAGAGAGCAACUGAAUGAUUGAGUAAAAGAGAGAGAGAGAUAGAUAAAUCGUAUAGAGUAGUUAACUCGAACAUAUACGAAGAACAGACUCUAACGGCUGGCUUGAUUUGCAAUGGUUCCUGUUGAUGUUGUUGCUGUUGUAGUGGUUUCUCUUUCUUUUUCUUCGCCGUCGUAUACAUCGUCAUCGCUGAAGGAUUACUCUAUUGGAUGAUAUGAAUUCUUUGGCAGAUGGCUGGAGACGGCUAGCGUUAAUAAAAAGGAAAGAGAAUUCAAUGGAAAAGCAACAAAGAUCUGGUUAAUCAUAAUAUUUUCAUGGAGUCAUCUAGAUGCGAACUGAAGUGGAACUGCAUUCACAUAUGCCCAUUGUAUCUUUAUUAUUCAAGAAGAAAGCUGAAAAAGGAAAUUGCCAGAUAGAUUAUAAUGCUUUACGGUUUUGUCGUGUGAAAAUGUCUGCAAUGUAGGUGCUACCUUGAUGAUUAUGGAACAUUCAAUUGACAUGGAAUCGGAAAAUUGUAAUGGCUAUCAAGAACUUAAUGAAAUUGUGUUAAAUGAUACCAGUGUAGAAGAAAAAAGCAAUGUCCCAGUCAGUGAAUUAGUAAAUAAUGGGGAUGCUGGUACCAAUAUAUCUGCUGGGAGAGUGUUGUUGGCUGAAGAUUCCACAGACAUUGGCGAUACCUCAAGAGUUUCAACACCUGCAGUCUCCACACAAGAUCCUGACCAAACAGAUGCUGCCAGUGUCUACUCUUUAUUUAUGGAAAGAGAUGCACGUUAUUUUUUCCAACAUCCCUACAGUCGGUUGGCUGUUGCAUACCUGGUGGUCAUUGCUAACUUUCUUGUUUAUGCUGAGGAUCCAGUUGCUCACAGUGUCAAAGAGAGUCAUGUGCCAGUUAUAGGAAAUGAUUUUUCAUUUCUCUUCACAAAAUAUCCAAGGAACAGGUUGACAAAGCUCAAGUUUAUUUUAUGGAUGUGUGGGAUCAUUUCCGGACUUGUUCUGGGAAAACUUUUAUUUCAUGAAAUGUUAUUUAAACGCUAUUUUAAACUGAAGAUGUUUCAAAAGUCACAUGGUUCUUGGAUGACUAUGUUUAUGACAGUAUUAGUGUGUUUGCUUAUCUUUUCCUACAUUUACAAUGGUUGCCUUUACAUUGCUGGAGAGGAGGCCCAAGAAUAUAUCAUCACAACAGCAAUGGGUAUUACCAACGGCUUCUUUAUGAAAGGAGCUGCCUGUGGGACCUGGUGUGGUGACUUCUUCACUGCUUGGAUGGUAACAGACAUUAUGUUACAGGAGAAACUCUACCCACACUGGGCCCACAACAUCAGGAAAUGGUGGAAAGAAGGCUUUCAUCGCAUUGUACUAUUUUGGACAUCAAUGAGUGCUACUACAUUCAUAGUUGUGUUUAUUAUAGCUACAGAUUACAUCAACUGGGAUCGUCUGAACCAUGGAUUUCUUCCAUCAAAUGAACUCACUCGAUCCUUUGGUGCUUCUUUUAUUUUAGUUAUGGAUAUUAUCAUUGUUACACAGGACUGGGAUUUUCCCCACUUCAUAAAUAACUUGGAAAUCAAACUUCCUGGAAUGAAUCGGCCUGAGUUUAGAUUCUAUGCUCCCAAAUUCAUAAGUGAAAAUUGGCACAUCCAUAUCACUGGCAAAUGGUUCAACUAUGGAAUUCUCUUUUGUGUUAUCAUACUUGAUUUGAAUAUGUGGAAAAAUCAACUGUUUUACAAGCCGUAUGACUAUGGUCAAUAUGUUGGUGCUGAUAACCGUAUCUACACAGUACUCUCUACAGAACAGCUUGGUAUCCACAAUGAAUCAAUGGUAUCAUUUGAAUGGCGAAACAGCACAAUAAACCCGGAAACUAAUAAGACUUUUGUGAUGGAGGAUCCCGUCAUGAAUUCAAGAUUUAUGAAUUACUCUAUGGCAACCAAGAGUAUUGCUUUUAUUCCAUGCCUCUUGGCUUUUGUGGCACUUGGUGUGACUGUCAGUGUUUUUGGGCGCUUCAAACCUACCAAAGAAGAUCCUUAUGCUGGAAGAUUGAAAAAAAGAAAACGGAAGCGUUUCUCAUUUUUCAGAAAAAGCAAAAGAACUUCACCAGAAUCAGAUACAACAUUUGUGAAAAGUGAUUGGUGUGAUACUAGAGGUAUAGAAAAACAAUAAAAUUUUAAACAGGUAAUUUACAAUUUAUCAAUCAGCAUUGAUUUAGACUCUUUUAAUUCAAUUAAUUAAACAAAAUUAUGAAUCUUUUUCAAGAGAUAACAACUUUUCAAAAUCUAAUAGUCGUUUCACAACAGUUUUUGAGACUACUUUAAAUAUUUACUUUAGUGUAGAUUAAUCAACUUAAAAAAUAUACAAGGGCGAGCCAAAAAGUAAUGCAAUUUGUUUUAUUAUAUAAAAAGCAAGGAACACAAAUAUAUCACACAUCAAAAUAUAGCUAUACAUCACAAGUUUACGUCCCUACUUCUCAACAUAGUUACCACCUCUUUCAAUGGCAGUAUUCCACCUAUGAAUGAGGGCAUGUAUUGCAGCUUUAUAAUAUUCAGCUGGCUGCUGACAUAGCCAAUUCCUUACAGCAGUUUUCACUUCUACACUCCAUCAAUUGUCUUUUUGAUUCUGGUUCAUAAUGAUGAAUCCAAGUUUCAUUACCAGUUAUGAGCCUUUGAAAGAAGGUUUUGUCUCUUUCACUGAGUUCAAGAAGUUCAGUGCAAUGUUUAACCCUUUCAAUCCUGUGCUCAUUUGUCAAUUGUUUUGGUACCCAGCAGGCACACACUUUUGAAUAUCCAAGUGACUCGAUAAUGUUGAGUACUAUUAUGGCUAACUCCAAGCUUUGAGGCCAGCUCAUCAAUGCUUAUGUGCCUAUCAGUUCUAAUUAAAGCAUCUGCUUUUUCUUUGUUGGCAGGGUUGACAGAAGUUGACAUGCAGCCACAAGACGUAUCUGCUAAGCAUGAAUUUCCCAAUUCUUUUGGUCUGUUGAAUUCUCAUUCAGAUGGUGAGCCCAUCUCCACAGAUUGCUGUAGUCUAAAGCUCUAUGUUUUUAAACAUUUUUCACUUCCUUUGGCAUCAAAGAACUCAAUUACCGUUCUUUCCUUCUGAUGGACUUCCAGCAGGGCAGCCAUUCCAAUAUCAGCUUAUUUAUUUAUAUAUCUGGAAAAAAAAAAAAAAUUAGAUAAUUAAAUAUCAAGAGUAUAUGUGCCUUUAUAGCUGUACCAAAUAUCAAAUAAAUGCAUUGAAAAAUGCACCUCUUAUGAUAAAAAUUGCAUUACUUUUUGACUCAACAUUAUAUCUUGAUUCUGUAAUUCCAACCCUUCAAAACUGAUUGUAAUUUAGCAAUAGUCUUAAAUAAUUAUAAUAUGUAAUUAAUUUCACGAAGAUUUUAUUUAUUUAGCAUAACAGAUUAUCUUGAUUGCAGCGUUGCUAAAUUUCUGAGACCCUUAAUAGUCAAUAAAUUUAGUAUUUUACUAUUCAAUAAAUUCUUACUAUAGUGAAUGGAUAAAAUUUUUUGUAACUCAGUGCUAUUCAGAGUGAUCCUGCUUACUGUAAGUGUACCUCUUGGCACCUCACAAUACUUCAAACACUCUCUAAGGAAUAAAUCAUUAACAAAAAAAUUAUAAACAUUGACCUAACCAAACCAAUGAGAGUGCCUUUAUGUAGUCACUUCAUAUAAAUAUUAGCCAAAUCUACAUAUUACACUUUGCCAUCUUUAGGAAAGAAAGGACACAUUAGAUAGUGAUACAUAUAUGACAUAUAUCCCAUUUUCCUAAGAAGAUGGGAUGGCCAUGGUUAGAAUACCCUUGUUCAGGGGUCUGAUCAGGCUAACAGGGACAAAACAAUAACAAAUUAACAUACUUGCUUAGAAGUAUUUGUUUUCACAUAAGGCAUUAAUAUGAGUGCCAGAAGUCUCAUGACCCAUUAGUUUGGUCUUCAUAUACUGUGUAACUUUCUCUCUCAUGGUUGCAUUGUGAAUUCUUAACCACACAGCCUUAUCUCUCUGUGUCCAGAAAGAUAAGUAAAAUGAUUAAAUAAGGCAUAGACAUGGCUAUGAAUUUGAUGUCUACUGAUUUCUUGUAUCAGUGGUUACAACACUUAAUUUGCAUAUAAAUAUUCACAAAGUAAAGAGUGGUAACCACCAAAAUGUUACUUAUAAGAGUUUGAUUUUCAGUUCUCUGAUAUAUUAACAGCAUAUAUACAUAUCACUUCUAAAGCCAGAAUUAAGCCCUGCUUUUAUGAACUCUGUGUCAUGUAUGUGAAUAUAUAAUUUUCUCUCCAUCAUAUGGAUCAUAUUUAAGUAUGUGCACUUUUUACCUAGCUAAAUAUGUAUCUGUAAGCAUGAGAGUGUGUGAUGUAUGAUUGUGUUUCUGUGUGUAUAGAAAUGCAUAUACAUAAAAAUUCUGAUCAAUAUGAUGAGAAAAUUAUCAUAUUGACAUGCAUGUAUGUGUGUGUACAUCAUCAUCAUCGUUUAACGUCUGUCUUCCAUGCAUGCAUGGGUAGGACGAUUGACAGGAACCAGCUAGGUAUAAAAACUACCCUAGGCUACUGUGUCUAUUUUGGCAGAGAUUUUACGGCUGGAUGCCCUUCCUAGCAUCAACCACUCUGCAGAGUGGACUCAGUGCUUUUUACGUGGCACUACCACAGGCAAAGUUAGUGUCAGCAUGAUUUUUACAGCUGGAUGCUUUUAACAUGGCACCAGCACUGGCAGGGUAACCAAGUAACUCACAAGACAAGGAAUUAUGAGAGGGGCAGGGUAUUUGAGGAGGGGAACUUGUGUCAGAGGAUGAAAGGCUAGAGUGUGACAAAGAGACAGAGAGACAGAAGCAGGUGUCUCGCCACAACAGAGGUGGGCAUUAGAAGAGGUGAUCCAAUAUCAGAUAAUGAUAGGUUAGAGUGUAACAGAGAAAUAGCAAGGCAGAAAUAGGUGUCCUGCUAUAGAGGAGGUACAUGGUUAUGCAGUGAGAGAGAGGUACAAGAAAGAGGCCAGAAACAAGUGUGCUGAUGUAAAGGAGACACAGUCAGUGUCCAUGUCUCACUACUAUGUAACAUAGCCAUUCUCACACAAGCAUCAUACAAUCUAUCUUUCACUCUGAGAGAGAGUCAUUUUGCUGCCAAUAGAGGUAGCAGUUCUCUAAACUUCCUCCAUUUUAUUCUUGUUCUAGAAACACUACUUUCAGAGAAUCCACCAUUGUUACUAAUUUGGUCACCUAAAUAGCAGAAACUAUCUACUACCUCAAGAAAGCUUCCUGGGUAUUUGAGAGAGUUUAAGUCCCUCAUGCUCUUAGUACUUACUGUUCCUGAACAUCUGCCACACACGAAAGCAACCUAUAUCUGAUAACCUUCCUAUGAGUCCACUGUUUCUUUUAUGUGUCUAUAGCUUACACUUGGUGCAGCAAAUGGAGUUACAUCCCACGCCUUUCCUACAUAUUGAACAGGGCCAUUUAUCAGCUGGAAUGAGAGAGUUAUCUCCUUUUGCACUAACAAUUUUAGUCUUAGCUAAGUUAACAUUAAAGCCCUUUGGUUCCAGGUUUUGCUUCCAAACCUGGAACUUCUUUUCCAAUUCUGCUUCAGAGUUUGCAAUAAGAGCAAGAUCAUCUACAUAUAGUAGUUUCCAUGGGCAUCCAGUUUUGAAUUCAUCUGUUAUGGCCUGGAGAACUCUGAUGAAUAAGAAUGGAAUAAGAACUGAACGCUGGUGUAUUCUAACUUGUAUGUUGAAUUCAUCACUGUUUUCAAGGCCAACUCUCACCUUACUGCUAGAGGGUUCUGGUUGAUCUGGGUGAGGUGAUGUGAACUCCUUCCCCUCUCUGGUAAAUUGCUCAAUCACUCUAUUAACUGUAGAAAGCAGGAUCCCAAGGUUUUCUGCGAUUUUAUGCUGCCUUCAGAAUGACACACAAUAUGGUCUCUUUGAAAUUCAGACAGUUCCAAGGCUUCUUUUGUACAUGGCAUGAUUAAACAAUCACAUAUAGAACCUGAAACAUAAAAAUGUCAAUUAAUAAAAAAUAUAAACGUUUACAAGUUAGAAUAAACAUAAAACGAUGUUUUAUGGGGUGACUGUUUACUUAUCAUGUCUGUG
Molecule: messenger RNA, 8594 nt
Organism: Octopus bimaculoides (California two-spot octopus)
Lineage: Eukaryota; Metazoa; Mollusca; Cephalopoda; Octopoda; Octopodidae
Product: transmembrane protein 117
Biological process (GO): intrinsic apoptotic signaling pathway in response to endoplasmic reticulum stress
Source: RefSeq, a predicted model, not a curated record